AUGCAAUCAAAAAUUCAACCUCUUAACAAUACAAUGGCAAAUAUAAUUUGGACAUCAAAAACAGAACUUCAAAAAAAUAUUAAGUUAUUAGAAAGUCCAGAAACAUUAGAUCAAUAUUUUUCAGCAAUUCCAAAAUCACUCACAUCUUUCUUUGAUGCACUUAUAAUGAAUUUAGAAGACAAAUAA
This is a messenger RNA of Ambispora leptoticha, 186 nucleotides long. The record is from the annotation of a GenBank genome assembly. Lineage: Eukaryota; Fungi; Glomeromycota; Glomeromycetes; Archaeosporales; Ambisporaceae.